Molecule: messenger RNA, 3050 nt
Organism: Aedes albopictus (Asian tiger mosquito)
Lineage: Eukaryota; Metazoa; Arthropoda; Insecta; Diptera; Culicidae
Product: E3 ubiquitin-protein ligase RNF10
Exons: 6
Coding region: 522-2834 (770 amino acids)
Biological process (GO): positive regulation of transcription by RNA polymerase II
Molecular function (GO): metal ion binding; transcription cis-regulatory region binding
Source: RefSeq, a predicted model, not a curated record
AUAACGUCAUUCGUUCGUCGCCAUUUGCAACGCGACGGUCUGCGUGCAAAAGUUGAUCGGAAAAAGUUUCGCAAGUUUUUCGCAAGUGCCGUUCCAGAUACGGGUUCCUAGGCCUGUCUCCCCGCGCGUCGUACCCACCAGGUGAUCCAGCGCACCCGACGAAAAGCGCAGCGCUCAACCCGCGAACGAGCCGUUCUGGUCCGUAAUUCAGGCACUCCCCUCCACUUCGUAACCCACAGAAGCAGCAGCAGGAAGAAAAUCACAUUGGAAGAUUUUCUUUUUUCUCGUCGAAGGUGUACAAUCAUGGCCAACUAAAAAGAUGUCUACAACACGCAAAGUGUCAUCCGUCAGCAGCAGCUCCAUCGCUCCGUUCUGUGGAGGAAAAGUGCUUCGUCGCCGUCGUAGGUCCGAGCCGGAACUGGCAAUCGAUAGCCAGUCGGACUCCGCCUCCGUCUACUGCCACCACUCCUCUAUUGUUUCUUCUUUUGACCUAGUUUUAAGCAUCGUCAACAGCUCCACCAAUGGAGAAAAAUCAUCGCUUUGCGAAUCAGUCCCUGUCCAAGGGGCAGACUUCUGAUUCCAAGAAAAAUCAAGAUAUCUCAACCAAGUGGCCACGCAACUCCAAGAGACGUGAACAAACUAAUUCUAGUGGUUAUAAACCGGAAAAUCUAAGAACUACCAGCACCAAAGCAACACCAGCCGGGAAGACACGCGCCCAAACCAACUUCAACUAUGACAAGCGCUCGAAGCAGCGCCCGGAAGCAGCUGCCCCGCUGUUUCCGGAGGCUUCAGCUUCGGCACUUGACACAACUAAUUCAUACGACGACCAUUACGAGGGAACCGGACUAGCGUCGCACGAUGGCAGUGACUUUGGCACUGGAAGGCAUGAACUACACUCGGUGUUCUCACCUGGUUCGAAGAAACAAAGUUUGAACCAUUUGUUGAACUUCCAUUACACGCCCCGUGAACGGGAUCAACCGGUUCGGUUCAGCAAGACGGGCAAUAAUCGCAGCUACGUGAAAAAGAUCACCUACAACAAGGAACAGUACUUGCAGGCAAAUUGCCAAUUCGUCGUCCGUGCCGGAGAAGAUUAUACUCCGGUUCUAGCAUCGCCCGAUAACCUGGUGGAUUGGGCCAAAAUUGAGCAAGUCCACAUCUUUAGCUCCGAAGAGCCUCAAUGUCCGAUUUGCUUGUAUCCACCAGUUGCGGCCAAAAUGACCAAAUGUGGUCAUAUUUACUGCUGGCCGUGUAUUUUGCACUAUCUGGCACUGUCGGAUAAGGCGUGGCGCAAAUGUCCUAUUUGCUACGAUGCGAUUCAUGUUCCUGAUUUGAGAAGCUGUGUUCUAAAACCGUUCCACUCGUACACCGUUGGAGAAGCUGUCACUUUUCAGCUGAUGCGUCGCGAAAAGACCUUAUUGAUUGCCGAAAUUGCUUCCGAAGCUGGCCGGAAAAGCUUCGAUGUUCCAUUGUUCAAUCCCAGCUUGGGUAGAACCAUCCUUACGAAGCUGCUCUUGGCAGGUCCGGCGGAAAUUCUGGCCAUCAUUGAACGUGAACAGCAAGAGCUGGAAAAUCAAAUUGUCGUCGAUGGCAUCGAUUGUCCGGAGAACAUUUUCGUACAGCAAGCGCUGGAACAGCUGAAGGAUCGCAGAGAGAAGGCGCAGCAUGUCAGAGAAGUGCCUACCGCUGUGAAGCAAGAAAACGCCCGCAUGAGUGAAUCCUCUUCGGAGGAAGCAUCAGGAUUUUCAAUUGAAGGAAUCACAGAGUGCGCACAGGAAGAGGAAACAACUACUAUCGAUCAAUCCACCUGUGCUGUCGACUUUAUGAUUGAUGAGGACAACAACUUUACUCUCAGCGACAUUGACAUUGUUCCAACAUCGACGUGCGCUUCAUCGGAUUACUUUUACUUCUAUCAAUCCGCCGACGGCCAGCCGCUGUAUUUGCAUUCGAUGAACACACGCAUGCUGCAGGCCAUGUACGGAGGCUUGGACAAGAGCCCCCAGAUAAUCACCGGCAAGAUUGUCCACAAAGAUAGCAGCUCCAUGUCGGAGGCUCUACGAAAGCGGUUGAAAUAUCUCCAACAUUUGCCAAUUUGUACUCAGUUUGAGGUAGUUGAGAUCGAGUUUAAGCAGGGAGUCAUCUCGCCGGAAGUGUUGGCUCAGUUCAAAGAUGAAAUAAACGGUCGUCGCAAAGAUCGCCAAAAGAGAGCUCGUGCUGAACGCAUUCGAGAACGGCAAAUUUUCGAAUUCAAUGAACGCCAGUUGGGAAAAUCUUUGGCACGGUCUGCCAAAAUCAACAUCGAUUCCAACAAACAUUUUCCUACGUGUGGAAAUGAAUCGUUCGAUUUCAGUCAUGAGCCCUCUCUUUGUACAAGUCCAUCAGUCAGUGAUGCUUCAGCUUCUCCGUGUCCAUCAGGUCCAUCAUGGUCAAAGAUGCUAUCCACUUCGCCUGCCGCAUCCCGUUGGCCAUCGCUUCCAUCGGGCGGAUCGGUAAAUGUGUUUGGACCGUUGGCGGCGCCGCCACCUAAGAUGAUCCAAGUGACUGGUUCAAAGAUGAGCAGUGCAACGCCUUCCCUGAACAAGCACCGUUUCACAUCGGAAAGCGACGCUGAGGACUACGACGACAUUCAGGAAGCGCGUGCACCCGAACCGAGAAACAAUUUGGCAUCUGCCAUUGAGGCAGCACUGGAGAAGGUAUCGCUGAAUAACGAACUUGCCGUACUGGAGGCCGGAGGAAUUCGGAAACAAAAGGGAAGUGCCGUUCCCAACAACGGCGGAACGAAAAAGAAGAAGAACAAGAAAACUGUGUUGUUUGCUUCCGGUAUGAAUUUGAAUUAGUUUUCAAUUGAUUUUCUUUCUGAUGGCUACCUAAAUUAAAUCAAAGUUCAUUUUAAGAAAAACUGUUACAUAAAUGUAAAAACAAUAUCUGUACUGUUGUAAUUCGUUCUCUGUAGUUUUAAUUUUGGGUCUUGUUACUACAUAUAUUUUACAGCAUUCAAAAUGUAUCCUAACCAACGUUAAUUUAGUAAAUUUAUUAUCCGGCAAGUAGAAAAA